AUGAUGACCUCAUCUAGACCCCGCGCCGAUGUUGGUGGCAGCUUUGCGAGUCGACGCGGUCAUGCGAGCCAGCUGUCAAUUUCAGACCCCAGCCACCAUGUGACCGAGACCAUUGGAACCCUAUACGGCGACGAGGAGUACGACAGCGAUGGCCGACCCAUCAGCUACCUUGGCCAGUCCUACACCGACCAGCUGAACAACAAAUUCGAAUCCGAUCACCCCGACGAGGAUCCUCGUAGGCAGAUGAUCCGUUCGGCUUCGGACAAGACAGGAGGCUUGGGCAUGGCACAAAAUGGCUCGACGACUCUCAAACAUUCGCAGACUUUGCCAACGCGGUCGCCUAGCCAGCGAAGCAUGUCCUUCGAGAACGGUCCUAAAUCGCCGCCAAUCUCCCUACGAGAUGUCAAGAACGAGUCCUCUCAAUUUCCUCUAGGCAGCAUCGAGAACCCGAACGACAUUGCGCAGGAACUCAACAACUUGCAAGCCCUGCGGCGCAUGUCUAUGGACGUCGGGAACAAUGCUGACCCUGAUAUGCUACCCUUUUCUGGCUUGUCCCUCGUCGCCAUGCCUCCUAUCGCACCAACAGGGGAUGACGACGAAAAUGACCCCUCGAGGUUACUCUGGGUCCCUGCGGCAGUCCAUCCCGAGCUGGCGCCGACCGAAUUCAAGACCUUCUUGGAGGAUCGUGUCAAGACUAUCCGGCGACGGUCCGGCGACUCCAGCGAUGGUGGUAUGGGCCGAAGCGAUUCUGGCGGCGGCUUGCGAAGGAAGAAGAGCAUGCUCUCACGGCAAAUCGACAAUUCUGGGGGAAGAGGCGCCGUUGGUUACAUAGACGGCGCUGAGAGACUCGGACGGAAGAGCUCGCUCAGAGAUUAUUCGACCCCUGAGCUCAAUCUGAACGAACUAGUCAAGGACCCGUCCAAGGUGGUUCGCGAGCUUUCCGAAGGUGCUCAACCGGAGGCUAGCGCUGAAGAUUUGCCUAUCUUGCCUGUAGCUCCCGGCAUGGGACUUCGUCGGUCAACCCGAACAACAUACCGAAAGAACGGCAGCGUACGCUCAGAUCGGCUGCCAUUCUCCAAGCGAGUCGCCAAUCGGCAUGGCCACACGGAUUCCUCUGACUCUGCCGAUACAGUCCCUCCUCUGCCAUCUGACAUCCCUGACGUGCCCCCGUUGCCCACGCAGCAAAGACCUCAGUCAGAGCCAGUGUCAGAGAACUUCUCGCGUCCCAAUCGAUCGGUUCGACGCCAGCACAAGUUCUCUCAGGAUCUGGGCGCGACGUCCGACGGUGCUUCGUCCGAAAUCGAGGAGCCAGUCUCUCCCCUGAGCACACGUUCUGAGCAGCAACACCCAACGAGAACUUCUUCAGUCUCAGCUGACGCCAAGCCCCCGGUUCCUGCCAUUGUUGAGUCGCCAGCGACCGAUGAGCAGAGGCAGCAGUUUCCUCAGAGGUCCUCAUCCUCACAGCACGCUCCUUCACAACCGCUCAUGGAUGAGCCUCCCGCUCGGUCGAGCAAACGACCUGGUUCGGCCAACUCUGCGCCAAGCCCCACGACACCGACGGCCCCUCAACAGCCGCCACAGAUGCAGCAGCAGCAGCAGCCUAAGCAGCAGUCUAAUGCUCCUAAUCACACCUUGAACGAUAUGGCUUCUCACCCAUCUGUCUUACCUGGCAGUGGCGCAAAUCGAACCGAUACGUUGACUUUCAUCCCCACUCUACAGCCAGAGGAGAAGAAGCCAGAAGAAAAGAGGGUAGAAAAGAAACUGAGAAAGGAGAGAGAUGAUGAUGCUUCUAGUGUAUCCUCGAGCAAAUCUUCCGGCGGCUGGUCAAAGUGGCUCAAGGGUGGUAGCGAUGACAAGGACAAGAAGAAGAAGGAAGAGGAGAAGAGGAAAAAGCAGCAAGUCGCCGAGAAGGGGCAGGACAAUGCCCGUCUGGAUGUUCUCCAGAACUCGAUAGAGGGUGCAUCUUCCAAGGGAAGAGAAAGCAUCAUCGUGGACCGUGACAACGUCGACAACAAACUGGCUGAAGAGCGAAAGAAGGAGAGCAAGAAGUCGGAGGCCAAGAAGGAGAAGGAGGGUGGUCUCUUCUCAGGCCUCUUUGGCGGUGGCAAGAAGAAGAGCGAAAAGGAGAGCAGCAGCAAGAAGAACCAACAUCUCCGGGUAUCGGAGGAGGUGCCGUACCGCCCGCUCAAGGCUGACGUCGACUACCACUGGACCAGAUUCCCAUUGCUCGAAGAACGAGCGAUUUAUCGGAUGGCUCACAUUAAGCUCGCGAACCCGCGUCGCUCUCUGUUGAGUCAGGUUCUUCUCAGUAACUUCAUGUACAACUAUCUCGCCAUCGUCCAGGCCAUGCACCCGCAGAUGCAGGUCCCUCAGUCGCCGCAGCAAAGACGUCUGGAAGAGGAGCGUCGCCGCAAAGAACAGGAAGAGCAGUACUUGGCGCAGCAACAGCAGCAGCAACAACAAGAGGCGGGGGAGCAGGACUCGACGGGCCAGUACAACUUUGACUAUCACCGGGGCGAAAACCAGUACGGCGACCAUCCUCACGAUGAGGUGGACUACGUUGAUGAUGCUCAAAUUUACGAAUACGACCAUGGCGGCGACGUGGACAACGGACGCAGCAAUGGCUACCAAGGCCCUGACAGCUAUGACCCUCAGCCUGGCAAGCAGUAUUAUCACGACCAGUAUGGGCGUGACGGCAGCGGCGACGACGUAAGGCGCCGGGACGACCGAGAGGACAUGUGGUGA
Messenger RNA from Colletotrichum phormii, 2745 nucleotides. RefSeq lists its product as uncharacterized. Gene Ontology annotation, biological process: establishment of cell polarity; positive regulation of G2/M transition of mitotic cell cycle. The transcript is spliced from 3 exons. NCBI's taxonomy places the organism in Eukaryota, Fungi, Ascomycota, Sordariomycetes, Glomerellales, Glomerellaceae. The coding region runs from base 1 to 2745 and encodes 914 amino acids. Gene Ontology annotation, cellular component: cell septum; cytoplasm. The record is from RefSeq and is a predicted model, not a curated record.